Mastomys coucha (southern multimammate mouse) is the source of this 415-nucleotide messenger RNA. RefSeq names its product beta-defensin 40-like. Bases 141 to 362 code for a protein of 73 amino acids. Gene Ontology annotation, cellular component: extracellular region. Gene Ontology annotation, molecular function: CCR6 chemokine receptor binding. Gene Ontology annotation, biological process: defense response to Gram-positive bacterium; innate immune response in mucosa; defense response to Gram-negative bacterium. The transcript is spliced from 2 exons. Lineage: Eukaryota; Metazoa; Chordata; Mammalia; Rodentia; Muridae. The record is from RefSeq and is a predicted model, not a curated record.
CAUCCCUCCUUAAAGCUCAACUUUGAGUUUCCUUACUCCUGCCUCUCUAUUACUGCGGAUGCACUCUGUGCUCUGAGUUUAUCUUUAGCCAACCUUUCCAGCACUGGCCCUGACUGUAAUCAGUUCUGUGAGCAGCAACCAUGAAGAUCACCUGCUUUCUGCUGCUGAUCCUCUAUCUAUCCUGCUUCCAGAUCAACCCAGUUGAUGUCCUUGACACAAAAAAAUGUCUCCAAGAAAACAACAACUGUCUCAUUCACAAAUGCCCGUGGUUUCUACUUCAGGUUAGCACCUGUUAUAAAGGAAAAGGCAGCUGCUGCCAAAAACGUCGCUGGUUUGCCAGAAGUCACGUGAACAAUGUGUAACCAAUGCUUUAAUAAAGGAAAACACCCUGACGUGUAGCUGCUUCAUACUAAAA